This is a messenger RNA of Saxophila tyrrhenica, 2244 nucleotides long. RefSeq names its product meiotic recombination (gene MRE11). Gene Ontology annotation, biological process: double-strand break repair via homologous recombination; double-strand break repair via nonhomologous end joining; mitotic intra-S DNA damage checkpoint signaling. The coding region runs from base 1 to 2244 and encodes 747 amino acids. NCBI's taxonomy places the organism in Eukaryota, Fungi, Ascomycota, Dothideomycetes, Mycosphaerellales, Extremaceae. Gene Ontology annotation, molecular function: manganese ion binding; single-stranded DNA endonuclease activity; 3'-5'-DNA exonuclease activity. Gene Ontology annotation, cellular component: site of double-strand break; nucleus; Mre11 complex. The record is from RefSeq and is a predicted model, not a curated record. The transcript has 3 exons.
AUGCCGAACCUCACCGCAGCAGACACCAUCCGCAUGCUGGUCGCAACGGACAAUCAUGUCGGCUACAACGAACGAGACGCGAUUCGUGGCGACGACAGCUGGAGAUCCUUUCACGAGAUUAUGUGCCUAGCAAAGGAGCGCGAUGUCGACAUGGUUCUGCUCGCUGGCGAUCUAUUCCACGAGAACAAGCCCAGCCGCAAAUCGAUGUACCAGGUCAUGCGCAGCCUCCGUAUGAAUUGUUAUGGGGAGAAACCAUGCGAGCUGGAGAUGCUGAGCGAUGCCAGCGAGACGUUUGCUGGCGCCUUCAACCAUGUCAACUACGAGGAUCCAGACAUCAACGUUGCCAUACCCGUCUUCUCCAUCCACGGAAACCAUGACGAUCCUUCCGGCGAAGGUCAUCUCGCCGCACUGGACAUUCUACAGAUGUCGGGUCUUAUCAACUACUACGGCCGCACGCCAGAAUCCGACAACAUCCAGAUCAAGCCGGUGCUAUUGCAGAAAGGCAACACUAAGCUUGCUCUCUACGGCAUGAGCAACGUUCGCGACGAGCGACUAUUCCGCACUUUCCGAGACGGGAACGUCAAAUUCUUCCAACCCAACAUGCAGAAGGGUAACUGGUUCAACAUCUUGAGCGUACACCAGAACCACCACGCUUACACCGAGACUGGAUACCUGCCUGAACACUUCCUCCCGGACUUCAUGGACUUGGUCGUAUGGGGCCACGAGCACGAAUGCAAAAUCCAGCCCAGCCUCAGCGCAGAGGCUGGCUUUCGUGUGAUGCAGCCUGGAUCUUCCGUCGCCACUUCACUUGUCGCUGGAGAGGCGGUGGCCAAGGAAGUCGCAAUACUAAGCAUCCACGGCAAGACGUUCGACUUCGAACCCAUCCGGUUGAAGAGCGUUCGGCCUUUCAAGCAGAAGGAGAUCGUGCUGAACGAUUUCAAAGAGAUGCGCGAAAUUGCUCUUGACCAGGAGAACCAGAGCAAGAUUCAUCGCUUUCUGACUGAGAUUGUGGAUGAGAUGAUCGAAGAAGCUCGAGAAGAGUGGCUUGAGCUGCAACGAGAGUCCAGCGAAGAGCCAGAUGAAGAGAUUGUUCCUCCUCUGCCACUAAUUCGCCUCCGCGUUGAGAUCACGGCUCCAGAAGGUGGCAAGUACAACAUCGAGAACCCACAGCGCUUCAGCAACCGCUUCGUCGAUCGAGUGGCAAACACCACGGAUGUUGUUCAGACCCACCGCAAGCGCGUCGCAGCGAAACGAGCAACCAAGGCCAAGGCUGACAUGCCCCAAGCGAGCGUCGUGGAUAAUUUCUCGCUCGAGAAUAUGAAGGUCGAUAAGCUGGUAGAGGAGUUCCUCACCGCACAAUCACUUCAGAUCCUGCCGCAGAACCAAUUCAGCGAGUCCGUGGGCCAGUUCGUGAACAAGGACGACAAGAACGCCAUGUUUGACUUCAUCGAGCAAUCUCUGGGAGAUCAGCUCAAGCAGCUUCUAGCCGAUGGAGACGAUGACGUUGAUGAAGAAGCGACGGCAGAGCUGAUGGAGAAGGUCAAGAGGGCGCAGGAAGAGGCGUACGAGAAGGGUGAGCUCAAGCAGAAGAGGAGGAAGGGCAGUCGGAAGCCGAAGCCUGAUGGAUGGGACACUGAUAUGGAUGGGGAUUGGGAGAAUAAUCCCGCAUCCAUCAUUAGGAGUGACGAUGAAGGUGAAGAUGAAGAUAUGCAGGAGAGUCGGGAGUCGAGCGUCAGGCCGGCCACGUCUGGAAGAGGGAGAGGGAGAGGCGGCAGGGGAGGUGCCGCUACUACCAGGAAGCCUGCAGCAACCACCAAGAAGGCACCUGCGAAGAAGCCGGCGGCUAAGAGCAGGAAGAAGCAAGUCUCGGAGGACGAAGAUGAAGACGACGAUGAAGACGUGGUUAUGAUUGAUGAUGAUGAUGAUGACGAUGACGACGAAGGUGAGACAUUGUUUGUCCAGCAGAAGAAGAAGCCGGUUGCUUCAAAGGCUGCGGCCGCUCGCUCGCAGAAGGCGCCGGCGAAGUCGACACGCGGUGGGAAGACAGCAGCCUCGAGUGGCAGCGGACGCCAGACACAGAUCGCGUUCGGAAGUCAGGCGAACGGGACCGCGCCGAGAUCGAAUGGUUCGCGUGCUGCGGCGCCCAAGAAGAUGCAGGAGCCGAGCGAUGAUGAGAUCAGUGAUGAUGAGGCGUUUGAACCACCACCGGCUACUGCGAGAGGCUCGAGGACUGCGAGGAGGUGA